Molecule: messenger RNA, 336 nt
Organism: Cooperia oncophora
Lineage: Eukaryota; Metazoa; Nematoda; Chromadorea; Rhabditida; Trichostrongylidae
Source: the annotation of a GenBank genome assembly
AUGUUACUGAUCUCAACGGAGGAUCACGAGAAGGCUUUCAGUAGGAUGACCGAGGCGUUUGCUAAAUGGCGAUCAUGCAUGACAACUCAGCUGGAUUUGGUAAAACAUGAGCCUCUGAAGGAUAGUUAUCCCCAUGUUGUAGUGACGUUAGGUGUCGGUAGUGACAUAGAUGCUGAGCGGGAAUUACGACAACUACUUCCAGAGGGGUCUGAAUUUUUUGGAGCUGAUCCGGUGGCAACGCCGAAUGCCGACCUUUUCAGCGAAAUUGGCACAUUUUUUCCGGUAGCUGUCAGUGAUCGCUCUGGUCUCGCACGCUCCUCCAUUCGAGCUGAUAAC